UGUGUGUGUGCGUGUGUGUGUGUGUGUGUGUGUGUGUGUGUGUGUGUGUGUGUGCGUGUGUGUGUGUGUGUGUGUGUGUGUGUGUGUGUGUGUGUGUGUGUGUGCGUGUGUGUGUGAGAGAGAGAGAGAGCGAGAGAGAGAGAGAAAACCGACACAUCGAGAAUGAAUGGGGUGCAUUGAGUGGACGCUGUGGUUGGAAAGCCCCCGCGAAAAUACCCCGACAGAGGAACUGCUUUCUUAUAAAUAUCCUGUCACAGAGCUUGUUAUCAGUAGCUGCAGCUACGUUUCAGGUGGGAAUUUAGCUUUCUUCGGAACGAAUAAUAAGGAUUCCUUCAAUAACGCAUUUGCCACUUGUUAACGGGCGAUCAUCAACUGAGAUUUGGCCGAAAUGCUGGCUUCACGCGUCCUGUUUUGUUGCACUUUAUUUGUGUUCCAGUGCUGUCAACAUGCCUCAAGCAGCGCCUGCGAUUCUGUCUCUAAAUACGCAAAGUUUGGAAAGUGCUGCAGUUUGUGCCCACCUGGCAUGUACAUGAGCAGCGAGUGCACUGAGAAAAAUGACUCAAAAUGUCAACCAUGUGGUCCUGAACGUUAUCAGUCAAAGUGGAACAGACUGGAACAUUGUCAUCUGCAUAAAGUCUGUACCAAUAAUGGAGGAUUUGUGGUUGAAAAGGCUGGCAGCAGUACCAGUGAUACAGUCUGUCAGUGCCAGGUUGGGAAGCACUGUGUCAAUAAGGACUGUGAGAUCUGUGAAGAGAACAGCGUCUGUGAACCCGGCUAUGGAGUUGUGUACAAAGAAGAAGGUGCAAAUUUCACAAUACCUGUGUGUGAGGUAUGCGAAGCUGGAUAUUACUCAAACAUAUCUUCUAACUUGGAACCCUGCAGGAAAUGGAGCGAUUGCGGCUCUCUCCAUACGUUGGAGAAUGGAACGACAAUGAAGGACGUGGAAUGUGGCACGCAAGUAUCUUCAUCCAAACUGGGAUUGGUUGUGGUCAUUGCACUGCUUAGUACAGUACUUUCUGUCAUCUUGCUGUCCUUCUUCAUAUAUUCAGGAUAUAAUCAAGAGAAUCGGACCAAGGUGUGGAUUAUAUUUACCAGGCUGGUGAAAUGCGCAGAGCCUACAAAAAUGCCAGUCCAGGAGCUGACUGAGAAUGGAAGGAUUGUGGCUACAGCUGGCGAUGAAGACAAGAGCCCAGAGGUGAUGACGGAGCUUCUGCUUGUGUAAACGGCUGGUGGAUUAAAGCUGCAAUGGGCUAGGCAAUGGCACUGAUGUCUUUAGUUUGCUGUGUUUUUUGCCGGAUCCAGCAACAGAGGCCUUUGACCUGAGAUGAUCUGCAACAAUGAACUUUUUAAUCCUGACAUUUGAAAGCUGGUUUGGAACAGCUGCCACAGUCACCUUUGGCACUCUGUAGUGCAUCUGGCCCUGACACAGGGGCAAUGAAUGGAUGAAGCAGCGUGUGCAGCGACAGGACAGGUAGAUGUUUGCCUGAGUUGUAGUAAGGGAAUUUACUUCCAUGUUUAUGUGGAGACAGAAACUUCUCAGCUCCAAGAUGUUGCAGCUGGCUCAAUACGGAGGAACGUUUCAUUCUAUCAAUCCUCCUCUUGCACUUCCUCAAGGCAAAUAAGUAUCAGUGGAUGUGAAAGUAGUUGAGUUAUCUAUGUGGAGUUCACCUGUGUAAAUAAUCAACUGUGAACAUAAUCGGAUAUUCAGGCUGUUUUCUGUCCUAACCCUGGCCUCUCCCCACUCUUCCACUGCAGCCCCAUUGUCCCCAUCUCUGUAUAUUCUCCUGCUGGCCUAUGUAUGUAUAUAUAUAUAUAUAUUUUUAUAAAUGUACAGCUGUAGUUUAUAAUAAAUGUAGAGUUAUAGAAAGGAAGACUUGUGUUAAGUUGUCAAGUAGAGUCUGUUGUCAUUUGCUCAUGAAAAGCUUGCUUGCAGCAACAUCACACACAUGUUGGCAUGAACAACACAGAAUAUAAGUUGUAUAUAAGUUACAGAUAAACAAUAAAAGACGUUGAAGAGAGAGAGAGAGAGUAAAAAAGACUGUGCAAAAACAACACAUUUAGUGCAGAAAAAAAACAUAAUCAGUGAUAAGCCCGUGGUCAUCUAAGUAGUGGUCUGUAGUGCCACAUUACUGAGGUGACAGAAGCCUAUGGAGUGAGUUUUAUGUUUGUUAUGCUGGCAGGUGUUCAAAGUAAAUUUAUUAUCAAAGUAUACAUAUGUUACUAUAUACUACUUUGAGGUUCAUUUUCUUGCAGGAAUUUACAAGAAAAAUAUAAAUAGAAUUUUACAAAAAAGCUAUACUUAAUCAGAGGAAGCCCUACAAAGAACCAAUGUGCCAAAGAAGACAAACUGCAAAUUAAAAUAAUGUUGAGAACAUGAGUUGUAAAGAGUCUUUGAAAGUGAGUUUGCAGGUUGUAGAAUCAGUUCGGAGUUAUGGCGAGUGAAGUUGUCCAGGAACUUGAUGGUUGUAGGGUAAUAACUGCGUCUGGAACUUGUGUUGUGGGACCUAAGGCGCCUGUACCUCCUGCUUGAUGGGUGUAUUGUGAAAUUGACCAAUCUCAUUCAAAU
Molecule: messenger RNA, 2566 nt
Organism: Hypanus sabinus (Atlantic stingray)
Lineage: Eukaryota; Metazoa; Chordata; Chondrichthyes; Myliobatiformes; Dasyatidae
Product: tumor necrosis factor receptor superfamily member 5-like
Exons: 9
Coding region: 389-1222 (277 amino acids)
Biological process (GO): positive regulation of blood vessel endothelial cell migration; TRIF-dependent toll-like receptor signaling pathway; cellular response to interleukin-1
Cellular component (GO): external side of plasma membrane; CD40 receptor complex
Molecular function (GO): cytokine binding; antigen binding; tumor necrosis factor receptor activity
Source: RefSeq, a predicted model, not a curated record